GCAACCGUGACGAGUUCCCGACCUUCAGAUACCAGCUGAUCAGCUACUUGGGUGCCAUCGACCCGAGAUUGGCACAAGCAGUCACGACAGCAGCUACCCACGGCAAUGUCAUUACGCUUUCAGAGAUGGGUGACGAUAACAAGCAGCUUGCAGCGACGAUGGGAUACAUUCUGUCACAGCUGCUUGGAGGCAGCGCGUUAACCUUGGUGAUGAAUUGUGAGCCAGAUAACGGUCUGGAGCAAUGGCGACGUCUUUGUCUACGUGAGGAUGCGGCUACUGGCUCCAACAAGGUGACGCAGCUGCAGCUUCUUGUGAACACAGAGUUUUCAGGCAAGUGGGAGACCUACGUCGAGGAGCUCACGAAGUUUCUACUGGACAUCAAUCGAUAUCAAGAGAAGUUUUCAGAGGUGAUCUCAGACACCCUUGUCCAAGCCUUGAUCAAGAAGAACACGCCCGAGCCGCUGAAGACUCAAGUGAUGAUGCAGACCUUCACGAACCACCAGAUCCUACGGGAGACUUGCGAGGCCUUCGCUCAGCAGAUGAUGCAGCGCGACCCGAGGGUGACCAAGAAGAAGUUCGACCCGAACGCCAUGGACGUGGACGCUUUCGACAAGGGCGGCAAGGGCGAUUCCAAGGGCAAGGGCUUCGGCGGCAAGUCAGACCAGAAGGGCAGCGGUGGCAAGUCGAGCAGUCAAAGGAGUGCUUGGCAGAGUUCGGGCGGCAAAGGUGGCAAGGGCGACGGCAAGAACAAGAUGAAGAGCAAGAAGGGCGAGACGAAGCUCUUCGACGGAUGGUGUUCGAAUCCCCACUGCGGCAAGUACGGGCACAAGAUCGCGGAGGUCAGCGAUCCGUUUCUGAGGUUCAGCCAGGACUUCAACCAGCUCCAGGAUCGGGCUCAGCAAGUACGGUCCAUCCAGGAGAUUCAGCGUCGCAGACACGAGUAUGUGGAGCUGGACGCGUACAGGCAGCGGUACUACCAGAUGAUGAAGGGGGCUAUGACGGAGAAGUGCAAGCUCACAGGCGAGCCAGGUCAGUCUCUGCGAUCCAUUACUGGUAAGGGUAUUCGGGCUUGGGAUAAGCGGACGUUGACGGGUGAGGUCUUCGAUUCGAACACAUCGAUCCCUGCAAAGCUAGACGUCACGCCAGCUGAAGUUCGUAGAGGUGCCCUUUCAGUUGCAGAGAUGAAUGAUGCAGGUUAUUCGGUACACUUUGAUCCUGACGGAGCCAAGAUGUUCAAAAGCAACAAGAAUGUGCAGCACGAGAUAGAUAAAGCGAUCGAGUCGACAGUGACUUUGCAGUUACGACGGAAGGUGAAUGCGUUUCUUCUUCCCAUGAGGUUCAAGGAUCCGACAGGCUACGAGUCCAUCAUCGGCGAUGUCGAGGACCACUCUGAGAAGGACGACGAGCAGAUGAAGGAGGAGCCUGUCGAGACACAGCCUGUGGAGGUGCAGGCUGACAGUGGAGCGGACAGAAGGACAGGCUACCUCAUGGGAGUUGUCGUGGAAGCUAAAGGCAAUCAGAGCUACGCUAUAGCGGCCAUCAGCGAGUACCUGGACGAGCUUGGCUACAUGAGUAUGGAAGUUCAGUUAGACGGAGAACCAGCACUGGAGGCACUCAUGAAUGGAGUGAUUUCGGAGCGUAUCAAGAAGCUCGGCAAAGAGGCAGCUGAAGCUCAACUUCGAGUACGGCUAGUUCCAAAAGGAAGCCACGCUUCUCAAGGUGGAGUUGAGAGUGGAGUCAAGUCGGUUGCAGGUCUUGCGAGGACUGGGCGUUUGGCUCUGGAGAAGCGUUACAACAUGAAGUUCACUGAGGAUGUACCUAUCAUACCUUGGAUGAUUCGGCAUCAGAUAUUCUGCCACAACAGGUACCAGCGGAGGAGGAGCAGCGGUCGCACAUCUUUCGAGGAGCUCAGGUUGGCACCGUACACUUCACCCAUGCUGGAGUUCGGAGAGACAGUGAUCGGCAAGGAGCACACGGAGCUGCAGGACAAGCUGGGUACAGCCUGGUGCAAGGGACUGUGGCUCGGACGCAGUUCGAAGAGUGAUGCUCAUCUUAUCGGCACGGCGACGGGGGUAGUUCAGGCCAGGACAGUGAAGCAGCUGACGACGGAGGAGAGCUUCGACAUGGAGAUGCUCAAAGCCAUGCGUUGGACGCCUUGGAGGACCUCGGUUAGAGCUGGAGUCUACGAGGGCGAGAAUUGGCAGCCGACGGAAGGAUGCCCUGGGUGUGAGUAUGCAGCUAAAGGUCAGCACGGACGAGGACGGCCACCACACCACAGCAGGACAUGCCAGCAGCGUCGGGCCGAGUACGAGAAGUCAAUCGCCAGCAAGGACGACGAGCAGCCGAAGGUGGUCGUGGUUCCCGUACCUACGGCCAGCUCGGAGGCUAACAACGGCGAGCAGCAAGCACAGCGACCAGCAGGGCCAGAGCCAGCACAAGGUCAAGAUCCAAUUGAAGCAGUACGUCGGGAGGUGCAGAAGAUCGAGAGGAGGCUUCGUGGCAAGCAGGGAGUACCAGCUCCAGGGGCACCCGCUAAGCGAGGAGCUGCUGAUGCUGACCUCGGUGAAGGCGGCCCUGGAGGCCCACCUGGGAAUCGAGGCCUGGUGGGAGCCAUCGAGAGCUUGAGUACUGGCGACCUCAAGAGGCUCGUGGCGGGCUUCAGCACGGAUGAGAUGAUGAGGCUCGUGGGCGAGGUCGACAAGGAGCUGAAGGAUGACAGCGAGUUCAGCAUCGUGAUGGGCUGGACCGAGGACGACGAGUGGGAGGCGAAGCAGUGCGAGCUGGAUCGGUUCGACAACUACGACGUGUGGGAGCUCAAGCUGAGGGACCCUCACGGGCCUAAGGCACUUACGUGGGCUUGGGUUUUGGAGAUGAGGAGUGGUGAGCUCAAGGCGAGGCUUUGUGCGCGACCAUUCGGCAAGCAGGUCAACAAGAGCAAGAAUGAGCUGUACUGCCCUACUCCACUUUCGUUCUCACUCAAGCUGCUCAUGGUCUACGCUAUCGUUAAGGAUUUCGCCAUCUUCUUUUUCGACAUAUCUCGAGCGUUUCUGUACACGCCGAUUCGGGAGUUGGUUUACGCAGAGGUCCCGAAGGAGUACUGCCAUCUUCCCGAUAGUUCGGAUUGGGUUUUCAAGCUCAAUAAGACCGUCUACGGACUUAACGAGGCGAUGGUCGAUUUCGACGACCACUUUGAGAACAUCGCUACAGGACGGAGUGAUGAAUCUAAGAUGACUUUCAAGAGGUUUCUUUCUGACCCGUGUACGUUUGCAGACAAGGCUAAUCAAGUUGCUAUGUCCAAGCAUGUUGACGAUGGUACGCUGGUGGGACCCAGGGUUUCAGCCAGCAACGCGUUGGAGGAGCUCGGCGCACAUUUUCUACUUAAGGUUUCUGAGCUCACAGUUGGUGGUCCUGAGAUCAAGCACCUUGGACGUGGCUGGCUCCGCACCCCCGAAGGUAUUCAAGUUCGCAUGUGGCCUGCUAUUGUCAAGAAGCUACUCGACUCUGAGCCCAAUGAUAAGAAGACGAGCCCAAUACCAGGAGUCAAGAACGAGAAGAAGGUCGAGAGCGAGGAGGAGUUGGAUUCCAAAGCGGCCACAAAGUUCAGGAGCGCCAACGGCCUCAACAUGUUCGCGUGCUUGGAGAGGCCCGAGUGUCAGUACGCAGCGAAGGAGUGUUCGAGGGGGAUGUCACGACCGACGGCGCAGGACCAAACGAGGCUCACGCGCAUCAUCAGGUUCAUUCGAGCUCACCCAUCGUCAGUCACGCGCAUGUAUCCAGACAGCGGCGAGUUCAAGGUUAUCGGACGUGCAGACUCUAAUUGGGCAGAGGAUCCUAUCGGGAGGAAGUCUACAAGUUGUGGUCAGUUGUUUCUCAAUGGAGCUUUGAUCAUGCAGUUCGUCGAGACUCAGGGGGCACCAGCACUCUCGUCGCCCGAAGCUGAGUUUAACGCACUCGUGCAUGUCGGGAUUGAGGCGAGAGGAGCACAUACUUAUCUCAAGGAGCUCCUGGACGAAACUGUACCAGUGACGCUGGAGAGUGACAACUCCAGCGCUCUCACGAACGUCGAGAAAAAGGGAGUUGGCAGGAUGAGGCGCAUCGAGUUGAAGGAUCUGUGGAUCAAGGACCUAGUCGCGCGCAAGGCUGAGACGAAGGUCAGCACGAGCAAAGUUCACACCGACGAGAACACCGCAGAUCUUGGGACGAAACAUCUUUCGAGGGUCGAUUUCAUGAAGCACCUAACGGCGAUGAAGGUUUGGCGCACUGGGAAAGGUGAGGUUGGUGGAAUUUCGGGUUCAAGCAACGAGAAGAAGGGCCAGAUCGGUAAGCCUGCGCUGGAGCUGAUGGGCGCACUUACUCAAUGCUUGGUGGGUCUUAGUACGUUUCUUCAAUUUGGACGUGCGGACGCUACUGAGUUGGUGGAGAAGGAGUUUCAGCCAGUCGCGAUCUCAAGCCCUGCAGAUGAUGAGAGCCAUUUUGGCGUUUCCACAACGGUCGUGAUGAUGAUGCUCACCCUUUUGAGUGUUAUCGCAACGAGUGCAGUCUUCAAAGUCAAGCAGCACAUUGACCGUAUCACGCAGCCAGCACAGAAAGAUGCCUCAACUCAGUACAGCCUGAAGGACACGAUGAAGAAUGGAGCUACGAGCAAGAUCGUGGCCAAUGAUCUUCGGGCUAUGUUCACAGCUAUGACUAUAGACAAUGGACGGGAGUUUCUACGGCUACGGCGAGUGGAUCGGGCCGUCUCGACAUAUACAAAGGCGAUGGUGGUCGAAGCCUGCGUGGCAACCGCCCUCAACGAGAUAAGGCAGGACAAUAUCUACAGUGUUGAUGGGUUUGUCGGGAUUUGGCACCCUGACUCGCUGGCUAUGAUUCGAUACUGA
Molecule: messenger RNA, 4877 nt
Organism: Prorocentrum cordatum
Lineage: Eukaryota; Dinophyceae; Prorocentrales; Prorocentraceae
Source: the annotation of a GenBank genome assembly